Annulohypoxylon truncatum is the source of this 1890-nucleotide messenger RNA. Its product is annotated as Flavocytochrome c. Bases 1 to 1890 code for a protein of 629 amino acids. The record is from RefSeq and is a predicted model, not a curated record. NCBI's taxonomy places the organism in Eukaryota, Fungi, Ascomycota, Sordariomycetes, Xylariales, Hypoxylaceae. Gene Ontology annotation, molecular function: FMN binding; oxidoreductase activity. The transcript has 4 exons.
AUGGCUCCGAGAGUAAUCGUCGUCGGUGGUGGCUUGUCCGGCUUGAGUGCUGCGCAUACAAUCUACCUUGCCGGCGGUAAUGUUGUUGUUCUUGACAAGCAAGGCUUCUUUGGAGGAAACUCGACCAAAGCCACCUCGGGUAUCAACGGUGCCUUAACCCGGACACAGGUUGAACACGGUAUUCAGGACAGCGUCAAGCAAUUUUACGACGAUACUCUGAAAUCCGCCCGAGACAAGGCCAGACCCGACCUCAUCAAGGUCCUGACCUACAAGUCCGCUGCAGCAGUUGAAUGGCUACAAGAUGUAUUCAACCUAGAUUUGACAUUAGUCUCCCGACUCGGUGGCCACUCCCAACCGAGAACCCACAGAGGACACGAUGCCAAGUUCCCAGGUAUGGCUAUCACAUACGCCUUGAUGCAAAGGUUAGAAGAACUUUCCGAGAACGAACCUGAACGAGUCCAAAUUAUCAAGAAGGCUCGCGUCACAAGCUUAAAUAAGGAGGGCAAUAAGGUCACUGGUGUUACAUAUGAGUCCAAUGGCGAGAGCAGCACGCUCGACGGCCCUGUCGUUCUAGCCACUGGUGGUUAUGCCGCAGACUUCGGCGACAACUCGCUAUUGCAGAAACACAGACCGGACACCAUCGGCCUAGCCACCACCAACGGUUCGCACGCCACUGGUGAUGGCCAGAAGAUGGUGAUGGCCAUCGGAGGAAAUGGAAUCGACAUGGACAAGGUCCAAGUUCACCCUACCGGUCUUGUCGACCCCAAAGAUCCCGGAUCGAAGUGGAAGUUCUUGGCUGCCGAAGCUCUGCGUGGCGAGGGUGGUCUGCUACUUAACGCCGAUGGUGAUAGAUUCUGUGACGAACUGGGCCACAGAGAUUACGUCUCCGGUAUGAUGUGGAAGGAGAAGGACAAGGGCAAGUUCCCUAUCCGUCUAGUCCUCAACUCCAAGGCAUCCAACACUUUGGACUUCCACACUCGCCACUACUCCGGCCGUGGGUUGAUGAAGAAGAUCUCCGGCAAGCAACUCGCUAAGGAGAUUGGCUGCUCUCCCGAACACCUCCAAAAGACCUUCACCACAUACAAUGCUAUCGCCGACGGCAAGCAGAAGGAUCCGUGGGGCAAGAAGUUCUUCCACAACGGCCCCUUGGAUAUCAACGACGACUUCCACGUCUCGUUGAUGGAGCCAGUCCUUCACUUCACCAUGGGUGGUAUCGAGAUUAACGAUAAGGCCCAAGUCCUGAACAAGGAGCAGAAGCCCUUCGAGGGUCUCUACGCCUGUGGUGAAUUGGCCGGUGGUGUCCACGGUGCCAACCGACUUGGUGGCUCCUCGCUCCUAGGCUGUGUUGUUUAUGGUCGUGUUGCGGGCGACUCUGCAAGCAACUACUUGUUCCAGCAAGCUCUCUCGGGAGCUUCCACCGGAGCUGCCCAACGUCUGGGCCAGAUCUCCCUACACAUUGACCCAUCCCAGCCGGGCAAGGUGUCCGUCGAAUGGGGAAGCGGUGCAUCAAGCUCAUCAUCAGUGGCCGUUGGCCAACAGACGAGCGCUACGGGUCCUACCCCUACCGCCGAAGGGGGUAAGUCAUCCCAGCCAGCAGCGAAGCCCCAAAGCGCUAAGAAGUUCGAGGUGCCGAAUAAGGAAUUCACAAUAGAGGAGGUCGCCAAGCACAACAAGAAGGAAGACCUCUGGGUAGUCGUCAAGGGCGUGGUUAUGGACUUGACGAACUGGCUAGAGGAGCAUCCCGGCGGCCCUAACGCGAUCAUGAACUUCAUGGGUCGCGACGCAACGGAGGAGUUCGAAAUGCUACACGACGACGAAGUCAUUCCCAAGUAUGCCCCGCAGCAGGUAAUAGGACGUGUCAAGGGCCAAGAGGUCACACUCGAGUUCUAA